AUGGAGGUGGAAUGUGAUGCAGUCGCUGAAACUGCUUCUAGUUUCACCGAGACUUGCUUUAAAGAUAUGAGCAUUGAUAAAGGGGUGGGUGAGCUUAUGGAUAUUUUGCGUUCUACGGCAGAUGUGAAGACUCCUGCAACGAAUUUUAUUGCUCUUGGACGAGAUAUUCAAAAGAUGAUCAAAAAGUGUAGCGAGUUCCAAAAGGUGUACGAGGAGUAUAAGACUGAACGAGAGUCACAUAUUUCCAAGGUGAGAUCCAGUAUUGAGGAAGAGAAGAAACAGCUGGAUUUGUCAUAUCGUGCGCAGGCUCAGGAGAUGAAGCGCCACUGCCAGGAGCAGUUAGAUCAACUUGAAAAGUCUUUUGAUGCAUCAAGUGUUUGUUUUCAAACAGGAAAUAGCACAAAUUUAUCGCCUAGGCCUCAUUCUUGA
This is a messenger RNA of Blastocystis hominis, 429 nucleotides long. RefSeq lists its product as hypothetical. The transcript has 4 exons. Lineage: Eukaryota; Bigyra; Opalinata; Blastocystidae. Bases 1 to 429 code for a protein of 142 amino acids. The record is from RefSeq and is a predicted model, not a curated record.